Molecule: messenger RNA, 3178 nt
Organism: Vicugna pacos (alpaca)
Lineage: Eukaryota; Metazoa; Chordata; Mammalia; Artiodactyla; Camelidae
Source: RefSeq, a predicted model, not a curated record
CUACCAUAUGAGAAAAAGCUAUUGAUCGUAAUAAUACUGUGCCCAUGUAACUUUUGUUUUCCAGGCCACUCUUCAUCCCUCCUGCCCCUGUGUGCCUCUGUGUCUUUGCUGGGCGGCCUGACCUUUGGUUACGAACUGGCAGUCAUCUCGGGUGCCCUGCUCCCACUGCAGCUUGACUUUGGGCUAAGCUGCUCAGAACAGGAGCUCCUGGUGGGCAGCCUGCUCCUGGGGGCUCUCCUUGCCUCCCUGGUAGGGGGCUUCCUCAUCGACCGCUAUGGCAGGAAACAAGCCAUCCUCGGGAGCAACUUGGCGCUGCUAGCAGGCAGCCUGAGCCUAGGCCUGGCCAGCUCCCUGACCUGGCUGGUCCUGGGCCGCUCAGCAGCUGGCUUUGCCAUCUCCCUCUCCUCCAUGGCCUGCUGUAUCUAUGUGUCAGAGCUGGUGGGGCCACGGCAGCGGGGAGUGCUAGUGUCCCUCUACGAGGCAGGCAUCACCGUGGGCAUCCUGCUCUCCUACGCACUCAACUAUGCACUGGCCGGUACUCCCUGGGGAUGGAGGCAUAUGUUUGGCUGGGCGGCUGCACCUGCCCUCCUGCAGUCCCUCAGCCUCCUCUUUCUCCCUGCUGGUACAGAUGAGGCUGCAGCCCAUAAGGACCUCAUCCCCCUCCAGGGAGGCGAGGCCACGAAGCUGGGCCUGGAGAGGCCAAGAUACUCCUUCCUGGACCUCUUUAGGGCAAGGGGUAACAUGCGAGGCCGGACCACGGUGGGGCUGGGGCUGGUGCUUUUCCAGCAGCUGACAGGGCAGCCCAACGUGCUAUGCUAUGCCUCCACCAUCUUCCGCUCAGUCGGAUUCCUUGGGGGCUCCUCAGCUGUGCUGGCCUCUGUGGGGCUCGGUGCUGUGAAGGUGGCGGCCACCCUGACCGCCAUGGGGCUGGUGGACCGAGCAGGCCGCAGGGCCUUGUUGCUAGCGGGCUGUGCCCUCAUGGCUCUCUCGGUCAGUGGCAUCGGCCUCAUCAGCUUUGCUGUGCCCAUGGAUUCAGGACCAAGUUGCCUGGCUGAGCCCAAUGCCACCAGGCUGUCAGGUCUCCCUGGAGACUCUGGCCUGCCCAGGGGCUUGUCUCCACCUCUGCUGCCAACAACCAGCCACAGCCCAGGGGAUCCAGUCUUGUCAACCUCUGAGAAAGCCAAGCCUCAUCCGGGGGCUGGGGCCCCCACUGCUUCUCCCCCACCGGCUCUGAGCACCGCCCCUCCUGCCCCCGGGCGGGCCCUGCUGCACUGGACCGCGCUGGUCUGCAUGAUGGUCUUCGUGAGCGCCUUCUCCUUUGGAUUUGGGCCAGUGACCUGGCUCGUCCUCAGCGAGAUUUACCCCGUGGAGAUCAGAGGGAGGGCCUUUGCCUUCUGCAACAGCUUCAACUGGGCCGCCAACCUCUUCAUCAGCCUCUCCUUCCUCGACCUCAUCGGUGCCAUCGGUUUGUCCUGGACCUUCCUACUCUAUGGGCUGACUGCUGUCCUCGGCCUGGGUUUCAUAUAUUUAUUUGUCCCGGAAACAAAAGGCCAGUCAUUUGCAGAGAUAGACCAGCAAUUCCAGAGGAGACGGUUCACCCUGAGCUUUGGCCAUAGGCAGAGCUCGGCUAGCGUCCAGUACAGCCGCAUCGAGGCCUCUGCAGCCUCCUGACGAGUCCAUCUUCCCAGAAGAUGCUGGAGCCAUGGCUUUGGCAGACAGUCUUCAGCUUCCUCCUUGCCUGGGAUCCAGGGCACAAGUUCUGAGGUGGUCCUUCAAGAGUCGCCCCUGCUCCAGAAGAGGUUUGUUUUGCUGGCACAAAAGGGAUGAAAAUAUGAGAACCCAAAAGUCUUCAUUUUGGGUCUCUAACUCUGAGGGUUCCUGAGGCUCUGCAUUUUGCCUCGGUUUCCCCAUCAGCUCUGUGCAUCUCUGCAGUAACAAACUCAUAAUGAGAACAUCUUGUGGAACUUGUUGCUCCAUGACUCUCAAAGAGUCUCUAGGGUACCAACCUGGCAGGAAGCCUCUCCGGGAAUCAUCCCUAAAUCCAGCUGAGAAAGCCGUAUUCUCUGCUCUCUACUUUCAUCUGGCUGGGACUUUUUGCUGAGGUAGAAGCCAGCUUUUUGGCUCUUGGAUCUCAUUUUGUUCAACUCCUCUAAGUCUCUUACUCAGAAUAUUUGUCAUUCACCAGCAACUCAGAUGGUUGGUAGGAGGCUAGAGUUCUAGUCCUGAGUCCGCUGGUCUUAUUGCUGUCUGACCGUGGGGCUCAAUUUCCCCCAUAUGUACAAUGGGAGAGCCAAACCUGGUGGUGCUUAAGAUCUCUUCUGAUGCCAAUGAGCUGGGAUUCUAAAUGCUGGCAAUAUCAGAUAUUCAACAUGGGCCCUGCUCUCAAGUUGCUAGUCAUCUCUUUAGGGGAUAUAAGUUUUAAUUAGGGAAAAGGUGAACAGAAUUCCAGAGUUGUGUGCACUAAAAUCCAAGGGCCAUUACAUGCAUGUAAUGUGCUCCAGAAGCUGUUUCCAGGAUGGUGCAGGAGGACUUUGCAGGAAAUGAGUUUGGAAACCUGCUUGUCGGUGUUGCCUCCACCUAUUGGCAGCUACUGACCUUGGGUAAGUGACAACUCUCUUGAGCCUCAGUCUCCACUUCUGCAGAAUGGGUAUGCUUGUGUACCUCCCCACCCCCAGGAUGUAUUUAACCUCUGUCUCCCACCAAGGGGGUCUUCAACUGGUCCCAUUCAGCUGGUCAUGAUGGAGGGCUUUUCUAUUCAUCCUCAAUACCCAGACCCCCCACCUUUGAGACACUACAAAGGGUCACCCCCACCAAGGGGUGAGUCAGUGGAGACUCAGCAAGGAGCUCAGCCCCUACAGGACUCUGGCUCCUCCUGAGUCCUCCUCUCCUCUCAUUUCUAGAUACUUCCCUUAUAUCCAGUGAUGUGUUGGAGCUGGCUUGUGCUGGCUUAUGAGAGCCAAUUGUUAAAUUUUGAGGAUUUUUGCAAGCUGGUUGUUAAACACAGCUGCUAAAAAAGUUAAAUUAUAUAAACUUAGAUUCUAUUAAAAACCAAGGGAGUAUAAGCUAAAAACUCAUCACUUCCUUAUCUUACUACAUUUUGCUGUAUUAUCUGUGCUCUUAAGAUUACUGAUAUCUAUUGUAUCACAUGAGGAACAAUGAGGGGAGGGGGAGAGCUCCA